This is a messenger RNA of Naegleria fowleri, 1029 nucleotides long. RefSeq lists its product as uncharacterized. Lineage: Eukaryota; Heterolobosea; Eutetramitea; Acrasida; Naegleriidae. Bases 1 to 1029 code for a protein of 342 amino acids. Gene Ontology annotation, cellular component: cytoplasm; nucleus. The transcript is spliced from 2 exons. Gene Ontology annotation, molecular function: protein serine/threonine kinase activity; ATP binding. Gene Ontology annotation, biological process: signal transduction; endocytosis; peptidyl-serine phosphorylation. The record is from RefSeq and is a predicted model, not a curated record.
AUGUCUAUUGAGCACAGAGUUGGAGAGAAAUACGUUCUAGGUAAAAAGAUUGGAAGCGGUGCUUUUGGUGAAAUUUUCAUUGCUACCAACAAGCAAACUCUGGAGAAGGUUGCCGUUAAAUUGGAGCACCGAAAGGCCAAACAUCCACAACUUCUCUAUGAAGCUCGUUUACUAAAACUUUUGAAUCUCUCAAAGAAGGCCGUGGGCAUUCCAAAGGUGAAAUGGUAUGGUAUCGAAGGAGAUUUCAAUGUGAUGGUCAUGGAUCUCCUCGGAACCUCUCUCGAAGAAUUAUUCAAUCGUUGCGGCCGUAAAUUUAGUUUGAAAACCGUACUCAUGCUUGCUGACCAAAUGUUGAAACGUGUCGAGUAUUUGCACUCCAAGAACUUUAUUCAUCGUGAUAUCAAACCUGAUAACUUUUUAAUGGGACCACCAAAGAAGUCAGAAAUUGUCUAUCUCAUUGACUACGGUUUGGCCAAAAAGUACAGAGAUUCUAAGCACGUUCAUAUUCCUUAUCGUGACAACAAGCAUUUGACUGGAACAGCUCGUUAUGCCAGUAUAAAUAACCAUUUAGGAAUUGAACAAUCAAGAAGAGACGAUUUGGAAUCUUUGGGAUACGUCUUUAUGUAUUUCAAUCGUGGAUCAUUGCCAUGGCAAGGAUUGAAAGCAAGAACAAAACUUGAAAAGUACAAUAGAAUUUGUGAGAAGAAGACCAGUACUGGUAUCAAGACUUUGUGCGAGGGUUAUCCACCAGAAUUUGCCACCUAUCUCAACUAUGCUCGUUCUCUUGGAUUUGAAGACAAACCUGAUUACCAAUACUUGAGAAAAUUGUUCCGUGACUUGUUUGUUCGCCAAAAGUUUGUCAUGGACUAUGAAUAUGAUUGGGUGAUUUUGGACAAGAAGAAGGCUGAAGAGCAACAAGGUGGAGUUGUCGGAAGCAGCACUGCUAUGGUAGGAGGUGUUGGUGUUCCAGGAAACUCUACAAACAAUAUGGUUGGCUCAUCCUCUGGACUCGCUCCAAACCAACAAUAA